Camelina sativa (false flax) is the source of this 750-nucleotide messenger RNA. RefSeq names its product protein NUCLEAR FUSION DEFECTIVE 6, mitochondrial. The record is from RefSeq and is a predicted model, not a curated record. NCBI's taxonomy places the organism in Eukaryota, Viridiplantae, Streptophyta, Magnoliopsida, Brassicales, Brassicaceae. Gene Ontology annotation, cellular component: mitochondrion.
UGCACACGCUCGUGUAACAAAAUACUUAUUAGUUGCGUUGACCCAAGCGAAACCUACAAACCCAGAAAAAACCCUAAAUCCGAAAAAUCCAACGAGAUUAAUCGGAAACCAUCAAUGUCCGCCGCCAGAUCCGUCCUCCGUUCCGGUGUUGGUCGAGCCGCCGUUGCCGCGUUAAGGUCGACGAAGCCUACGCCUUCUUCUGCGCGAUCUACGUUUAGGAUGCCUAAACAGAGCCCUCUCUCUAACCGCAUUUUCAGAUCUCCGGUGGAAUUGAGCUGCUGCGUCGAGACGAUGCUGCCGUACCACACGGCCACUGCUUCUGCUUUGCUCAAUUCGAUGCUUUCAGCUUCAGGACGCUCCAUUUGGACCAUCCAAGAUUGUAUUGAUGAUGCAUGAUGAAUCUCUUAUGGAGUGCAAGAAUGGAUGCAGUUUUAAAGCUAAGUUGAUGAAGUGACAGUAGCGGUGUCAUGUUUCUUCUUAGGUCAUAAAGAUCAGGUUCUGACCUUCUUCAAGGUUGUCCAUUAAGGGAUCUUAUAGAAUUCUUAUCAGCUCUAACCCAGGAGAUUUGUAAGGACCAACCAGUGCAGUUAAGGUGACUACUUAUUAGCAAAAACCGGUCCCAAUCCUAGCUUAUCUUUAAUUUUGGGUAUUGAGCAAUCAAAAUAUCAGAGAACUUGAAGUGGUAUUUUGGGUAUGGAUAUGACUAUUUUGCAAGACAUAAAAAUCUUUUUUACCAAGUUCUUUUUUCCA